Messenger RNA from Helianthus annuus (common sunflower), 3669 nucleotides. RefSeq lists its product as uncharacterized. NCBI's taxonomy places the organism in Eukaryota, Viridiplantae, Streptophyta, Magnoliopsida, Asterales, Asteraceae. The transcript has 4 exons. The record is from RefSeq and is a predicted model, not a curated record. The coding region runs from base 1 to 3669 and encodes 1222 amino acids.
AUGCCUCCGAGGAGAAACAACAACAUGCCUCUCGAUGAAGUGUAUGAACGUGAGUUGGAGCAGCGACUUAUGGCGAGAGUGGAUCAGCGGUUGGAUCAGGUGGUCGAUCAGUUGACUGACCGGAUGGCCGACUUGAUCAAUCGUAGGAGGCAGAGACCCAAUGACGGGUAUGGUUCUGAUUUUAGUAACCCUUUUGGUGAUGGUUCGACUUCCGAAGACGAACAGGAAGGGCGGCCAAGGGGUGAACAUGGAGGGGGUAACAGGCGUUGGGAUUCUGGGAUAAGGAUUGAUAUUCCAGAAUUUGAUGGGGCUAGUUUGAAUCCGGAGGGGUUCAUCGAUUGGUUGGCUACCGUGGAGGAGGUGUUCGAGUACAAGGAGGUGCCUGAAAACAAGCGAGUGGCCUUGAUCGCUACCAGGUUACGUGGUAGGGCCUCUGCGUGGUGGCAACAAUUGAAGUUAACACGAAACAGGCUCGGAAAGUCAAGGAUUGUGACAUGGGCCAAGAUGAAGAAGUGCUUGCGGUCCAACUUUUUGCCUCAUAAUUUUCAAAGGUUGAUGUACCAACGUCUGCAGAAUUUAAAACGGUGGGCCAAAUCUGUUGAUGAUUAUACAACGAAGUUUUAUCAAUUGAUUUCGAGGAAUGAUAUUCAAGAACCGGAGGAGCAACUUGUUUCUCGGUAUAUUGGGGGUCUGAGGGUUCAAAUUAUGGAGUCCGUGAACCUUUUUGAUCCGUUAACCAUUCCAGAGGCACACCAACGGGCGUUGGCCUUUGAGAAGCAAAACCGUCGGGUGGGCGGUUCAUUUACCCCUGUUGGAGGAAACGUUGGGACAGGCAGUGGGGCACCUCGUGGCGGGCCUAGCCAUCGUCAAGCUGAGUGCAAAAAGGCUGGUAAAAGACACUUGUUUGUUGAGUCUGAGGAUGAUCAGUAUGAAGAGUAUGAGAAUAACCCAGUGUACGAUGAAGAAACUGAAUAUGAAAAGGAUGUUCUGACCGGUGAUGUUGGGGUGAAUUUGGUGGUCAGACGCUCUUGCUAUACACCAAAGGCAGAUGGGGAUGACUGGUUGAAACACAACAUCUUCCACUCAACAUGUACCAUUUUGGGGAAGGUUUGCACGUUUAUCAUUGAUUCGGGGAGUUGUGACAAUCUGAUUUCUGAAGAGGCAGUUCAAAAGUUGGCCUUGAAGACAGAGAGUCACCCGAAACCGUACAAGCUUCAAUGGCUUAAAAAAGGAGGUGAAGUGACGGUAUCUAAAAGGGCACUUGUUUCUAUUUCUAUUGGUUCAACGUACAAAGAUGAUGUUGUGUGUGAUGUGGUCCCUAUGGACGCGUGUCACUUAUUGCUGGGUAGACCUUGGGAAUAUGAACGUAAUAUAGAGCAUAACGGGCGGUCCAAUACUUAUAGCUUUCUGUUUGGUGGUGUGAAGAUCACUCUUGUCCCUAGCAAGCCUAAACAGUUAGCCACAAAACAGUCGGGUAAUUUGUUGACCAACAGUCAGUUUCAAGAUGAAUUGGAGGACACAGACAGUGUUUUUGUUUUGAUAGGGAAGGCAGUGCCCGAGGAAGUCGAAAUUCCUGAUGCUAUGGUUCCUUUGCUUGAGGAAUUUUCUGAUGUGUUUCCUGUUGAGUUGCCUGAUGGAUUACCACCUUUGCGUGACAUCCAACAUCAUAUUGAUUUGGAGCCUGGGUCACAGUUACCCAAUAGACCACAUUACAGGAUGAGCCCUGCUGAGCAUGAAGAGUUGCGAAGACAGGUUGAGGAGUUGAUUUCUAAGGGUCACGUUCGUGAAAGUAUGAGCCCUUGUGCUGUUCCGGCUUUAUUGACUCCAAAAAAAGAUGGCACUUGGCGUAUGUGUGUUGAUAGUCGAGCAAUCAACAAGAUUACUGUGAGGUACAGGUUUCCUAUUCCUCGACUUGAUGAUUUGCUUGAUCAACUUAGUGGUGCUACUAUUUUUACGAAGUUAGAUUUGAAGAGUGGUUAUUACCAGAUUCGUCUUAGACCGGGUGACGAGUGGAAGACUGCCUUCAAGACUCGUGAAGGGUUGUAUGAGUGGUUGGUGAUGCCAUUUGGAUUAUCAAACGUACCUAGUACUUUUAUGCGUGUGAUGAAUCAGUUGCUUAGACCUUUUAUUGGGAAGUUCGUGGUUGUGUAUUUUGAUGACAUUCUCAUUUAUAGUGCUUCUUUUAGCGACCAUGUUGUGCAUGUGAGGCAGGUUGAUGAAUCCAAAGUGGCGGCUGUUCAAAGUUGGCCAACUCCUACUACCAUUACUGACGUUUGUAGUUUCCAUGGGCUUGCUUCUUUUUACAGACGGUUUAUUCCACACAUCAGUUCUAUUAUGGCCCUACUGACAGAUUGUAUGAAGGGGAAGACGUUUGUAUGGACAGAUGAGGCAGAGUUGGCUUUUCAAGUUGUGAAAGAGAAGCUCACUACAGCACCAAUUCUGGUAUUGCCUAAUUUUUCUCAAGUUUUUGAACUUCAUACUGAUGCCUCAAAGGUUGGAAUUGGUGGGGUUCUUAGUCAGGGUGGUCAACCUGUUGCUUAUUUUAGUGAGAAGUUAAUUGGGCCUAAGUUGAGGUACAGUACUUAUGACCUUGAGUUUUAUGCAGUGGUCCAAGCUGUAAAGCAUUGGCGUCAUUACUUGUUUCAAAAGGAGUUUGUUUUAUUCACUGAUCAUGAUUCCCUAAGGCAUAUUCGUACUCAAGACAAGGUAUCUCACAAGCAUGGGCGAUGGUUGGCCUUUCUGGAGAAGUUUACUUUUGUGGUCAUACACAAGACUGGUGUUUCAAAUAGGGUUGCUGAUGCCUUAAGCAGGAGGAGUAGUCUGCUUGUAUCUAUGAGGGUUGAUGUGCCGGGUUUGGAGGUCAUUCGUGAGCAGUUAGCCAUCGACCCUUAUUUCUCAGUUAUUUUGCAGGAUGUGGAAACUGGGCAAAAGUCAGACUUUCUUUUGCAUGAGGGUUUUCUGUUCAAGGGGAAUCAGCUAUGUAUUCCCGAUUCUAGUCUUCGCUUAAAGAUUAUUAAGGAGUUACAUGGUGAGGGGCAUGUUGAUCAUGAUCGUACUUUACAAUUGGUUCAAGCUUCUUAUUAUUGGCCAACUAUGAGAAAAGAGGUGGAUCGUUAUGUGAAGAGGUGUCGUAUUUGUCAGGUUUCCAAGGGCACGGCUCCCAAUGCGGGUCUCUAUAUGCCUUUGCCAAUCCCCUCACAGCCAUGGGUUGAUAUUAGUAUGGAUUUCGUGUUAGGGUUACCUCGUACUCAGAGAGGUAAUGAUUCCAUCUUUGUUGUGGUGGAUCGGUUUUCUAAGAUGGUAGUUUAUUCAUCUCAGCCUCGAGGACCACUUGAUUUGAUGUCUCUUCUUGUUUCUGGAUCUAUUCCAAAGAAAGUUCAAGAUUUCGCGGAGGGUUUACAUGAAGUUCAUAAUGCUGUGUAUGAUCAUUUGACCGGAGCUAAUCUGAAGUAUAAGCAAGCUGCUGAUCAGAAGCGUAGGCAUGUUGAGUUCGAGGAAGGUGAUUUUUUUUGGGCUGUUUUGACUAAGGAUCGUUUUACAGUUGGGGAGUAUAACAAGUUAUCAGCAAAGAAGAUUGGCCCAAUUGAAAUCGUGGAGAAGAUCAACCCGAAUGCAUAUCAUCUGAAACUGCCCAGUCACAUUCGUUGUUCUGAUGUGUUUAACGUGUAG